AUGAAUGAAUCCUACUCAAAAGAUGAUCAUGGGAGAAAAAAAGCUGCUAAAAUUGUAUAUCAGAUAUCAUCUGCAAUUAGCCAUCUUCAUGAAAGGAAUAUUGCGCAUCGUGAUUUGAAACCUGAAAACUUGUUGUACACAUCAAAUGAGCCAAACGCUAUCCUCAAGCUUACGGACUUCGGUUUUGCAAAGGAAGUUGUUGCCAAAAAGUCUCUCCAAACACCUUGCUACACUCCUUACUAUCUCCUGAGAUACUUAAUUUUGAGAAAUAUGAUAAAUCCUGUGAUAUCUGGUCCUUGGUCAGAACGGUCACCCUAUUUCCCUGGGAUGAAGUCUAAGAUCCGUGCGGGAAAGUAUGACUUUCCAGAUGCGCAAUGGAAACAUGUAUCCAAAAGUGCUAAAGAUUUAAUCAGGAGUUUGCUGCUCACAGAACCAGACUGCAGACCUACAAUUAAAGAAGUAAUGAAUCAUCAUUGGGUAGCUCAGUAUAACGCAGUUCCAAAUACACCACUUGGAACAAAUAUGCUUUUUACUACAAAGGCAUGGGAUCAGUUUCGAGAAAUCUUCCGUGAAAGUCUUCAAACAAAACGUAAAGAACACUCCAGUGUCCCGACAUUGAUGACAUUGGAUGCCUCAAAAAAUCCUUUAUUAAUUAAACGUAAAUUAAAUCAACAAUCUAAUCCUGAUCAAGAUGAGGAUGUUUCAUAA
Messenger RNA from Trichobilharzia regenti, 708 nucleotides. NCBI's taxonomy places the organism in Eukaryota, Metazoa, Platyhelminthes, Trematoda, Strigeidida, Schistosomatidae. The record is from the annotation of a GenBank genome assembly.